This is a messenger RNA of Pararge aegeria (speckled wood butterfly), 1449 nucleotides long. Its product is annotated as WD repeat-containing protein 18. Gene Ontology annotation, molecular function: protein binding. Gene Ontology annotation, biological process: rRNA processing; DNA-templated DNA replication. The record is from RefSeq and is a predicted model, not a curated record. The transcript has a single exon. NCBI's taxonomy places the organism in Eukaryota, Metazoa, Arthropoda, Insecta, Lepidoptera, Nymphalidae. The coding region runs from base 96 to 1427 and encodes 443 amino acids. Gene Ontology annotation, cellular component: nuclear pre-replicative complex.
CUAGACGACGCUGUCACUGUCAGAGUAUGUUUUGAUUUUGCAGGGUGGCCGCAUGGUAUUUACGACUUCCACUUAUUUCUCAAUUGAAGUUAUCAAUGGCAAAUUUACUUGAAGUGUUAGUUACGUGCGACUCUAACAACACGCUAUGGACGAGCAGUAUUUGGGAUCCCCACAACGGAACGAACUUAAUGACUUACAAAGGCGGUGGAACAGCCGAAAACCGGACAGCUUGUUUCAUAGGCGGAGAUUAUUUAGCCGCAGUUGAAAAAACGAAGCCGAUUUUACACAUAUGGCCCCUGAAUUCCCAGCAGACUGUGCAAGGAAUGCGUUUCAUACUUCCCGGAAAAGCUAGUGCGUUUGCAGUAACUGCAGACGGUUCUUACUGUAUAGCAGGUAUUGAUGAGAAAAUUUAUCUAUGGCAGAUCGCAUCAGGCAAUUUGCUCACUAUAAUAAAUCGCCAUUACCAGAAAGUUAACCUCUUGAAGUUUACAUGUGAUGGACGGUUCUUUAUAUCAGCAGCAGAGGAUGGUAUGGUGAUGGUAUGGUCUCUGGCCAAAGUAGCAGCUAAUCCAGAAGUUGAACUAGUAACUCAGACAGUUGCGGGUCAACAUGACCCUGUGUACAUAUUCUCUGACCAUUUUUUACCAGUCACUGACAUGUGUAUAAGUAAGAAUGGUAUGCAUGGACGCUUAUUCACUGUGUCCAGUGAUAGAACUUGCAAAGUUUACGACUUGACGUCUGGAGAAAUGUUACUGAAUUUAGUGUUUGAUGAACCUUUAUCAGCCAUUGCACUUGAUGUGCUGGAGCUGAAUGUAUUUGUUGGUUCAACUGAAGGGAGAAUUGUCCAGUUCUGUCUUACCAAUCCACCAAGAGGCAAGGAUUUACUCAUCAAUUCAGAUGAUAACAGUAUUAUAUUUUCUGCUCACUCAAAAGCUGUCACUUGCUUAUCUGUCUCGCUUAAUGGUGAAUUACUUGUGUCUGGUGGGAAUGAUGAUCAAGUGAUCCUGUGGCACAUAAGAAGCCAGCAGCCAAUUCGAGUAAUUAGACACAAAGGAUCCAUAACAAAUGCCUUCUUCUCUCUAAACUAUAAGGCAAUAUACAAACAAGAUUUUGUCCCUAAUAUCAUGCUACACAGCUUAGAACGAACUUUGGAAAACAAUAGUGACAAUGUGUUGGAAAUAGAUGUGCUUGUUAAUAAGAAUAAUAAUUUUUGGCCCAAAUAUGAGAGGAGCAAUGUUAAUGAUGCCCUGAAAGAAAUAGAUUUGGAUAAUAAAAACAACGAAGCAAUGCUUAAAGAUGAAUUAGACAAGAUGAAGCGAAUUAAUUCCAAUUUAUAUACAAUAGCAAUCCAAAAGGCGUUGGAUUCAACACCACUAAGUACUGAAAGCCCUAGUUAUAGAAAGAAAAAAAACAAUAAGAACAAAUAAACAAUUCACUUAGUUACAAUUA